UCUGAGUAGGGGACCCAGAGAGCUUGAGCUGGGCUUCUCAUGAUUCUCCUUUCUUCUCCAGAACCUUGGCCUCUUGUGGCCUCUGCUCUUCCCCAGUAGGUGCUUUCACUGCGCAAGGGAAUGGCUCCUGUGCUCCUGACAACCAGGCCUGGAAGGGAAUCAGUGACAUUCCAGGAUGUGGCUGUGGAAUUCACCCAGGAGGAGUGGGCACAUUUGAACCCAUCUCAGAAAAAGUUGUACAGGGACGUGAUGCUGGAGAACUAUAGCAACCUGGUCUCUUUGGGAUUUGCAGUAUCCAAACCAGAUUUGAUCUACCAGAUGGAAAGAAAGGAAGCAUCUUGGAUGCCAGAGACAGAUAUGCCAGGAAGCAGCUGUCCAGAGAGCAAAGAAUUUCCUGGAGGAAAACCUUAUGAAUGUCAGAAAUGUGGGAAGAGCUUCAGAUGGAAGACACAACUUACUCAGCACCAGAAAGUUCAUAUUGGAGAGAAGCCAUAUAAAUGUAAUGAGUGUGGGAAGAUCUUAAGUAGCAAUACAUCACUUAAAUCACAUAAGACAAUUCAUACUGGAGAGAUGCCUUACGAAUGUAAGGAGUGUAGGAAGGCCUUCCGACUAAGAAUACAGCUUACUCGACAUCAGAGGAUUCAUACUGGAGGGCCAUAUAAAUGUGAUGAGUGUGGGAAGAUUUUAAGAAGCCUUGAAACACUUAAGAUACAUAAGAAAAUUCAUAAUGAAGAGAUGCCUUAUAAAUGUAAGGAGUGUGGGAUGGUCUUCAGACAUAACUCACAGCUUAGUCGGCAUAAGAGAAUUCAUACUGGAGAGAACCCUUAUAAAUGUGAUGAAUGUGGUAAAAUUUUUAGUGGGAAAAAACCACUUAUGACACAUAAAAUAUUUCAUACUAAAGAGAUGCCUUAUGAAUGUAAGAAGUGUGGGAAGGCCUUCAGACGGAGAAACCAGCUUACUUACCAUCAGCCAAUUCAUCUUGAAGAGAAUCCUUAUAAAUGUGAUGAAUGUGGGAAGAUUUUUAGGAGGAAGACAAGACUUAAGGCACAUAAAAGAAUUCAUACUGAAGAGAUGCCUCAUGAAUGUAAGGAGUGUGGGAAGGCCUUUAGAUUAAGAAAACAGCUUACUCAGCAUCAGACAGUUCAUACUGGUGAGGAGCCUUAUAAAUGUGAUGAAUGUGGGAAGGUCUUACGUAGUAAUAUAUCACUUAAGGCACAUAAGAGAAUUCAUACUGGAGAGAUGCCUUAUAAAUGUAAGGUGUGUGGGAAGGAAUUUAGACAGAGGACACAACUUAUUCAACAUCAGACAGUUCAUACAGGAGAGCAAGCUUAUAAAUGUGAUGAAUGUGGGAAGAUCUUAAGUAGUAAUGUAUCACUGCACACCCACAAGAGAAUUCAUACUGGAGAUAUGCCUUAUAAAUGUGAAGUGUGUGGGAAGGGCUUCUACUUCAUCUCAGAACAUAAUCGACAUCAGAGUGUUCAUACUGGAGAAAAACCUUAUGAAUGUCAUGAAUGUGGGAAAGCCUUCCGCCUUAGUAUACAAUUUACUCGGCACCAGAGCAUUCAUACUGGAGAGAAACCUUAUAAAUGUCAUGAAUGUGGUAGGCUCUUCAGAACAGAGUCACAGCUUCUUCAGCAUCAGAGAAUUCAUACUGGAGAGAAGCCUUAUAAAUGUGAUGAAUGUGGGAAGGCCUUCUCAUUGAGGAGACAGUGUAUUCAACAUCAAAGAAUACAUACUGGAGAGAAGCCUUAUGAGUGUAAUGAUUGUGGGGAGGCCUUCAGAGUGAGUUCACAGCUUAAACAGCAUCAGCAAAUUAAUCAUGGAGAUAUACCAUUUGUAUGUAAUCAAUGUGGGAAAGGCUUCCUUUGGAAUUCAGAUUUAAAGCGCCAUCAGAUGAUUCAUACUGGAGAGAAACCUUAUGAAUGUAAGGAAUGUGGGAAGGCUUUCCAAGUAAAGAGACGGCUUAUUCAACAUCAGAGAAUUCACACUGGAGAGAAGCCCUAUAAAUGUAAAGAAUGUGGGAAAGGCUUCUUUUGGAAAUCAAAUUUAAAUGUACAUCAGGUGGUUCAUACUGGUGAGAAACCUUAUGAGUGCAAAGAAUGUGGGAAGUCCUUCAAACUGAAAAAACGGCUUACUCUACAUUACACAAUUCACACUGGAGUGAAGCCUUAUAAAUGUAACGAAUGUGGGAAGGCUUUUAGACAGAGUGGACACCUUACUCGGCACCAGAGAAUUCAUACUGGAGAAAAACUUUAAUAUGUGUUGAAAGGCCUUCAUGAGUUCAGAAGUUACUCUGUAUGAGAGAUAAGACUUAAGAAUAUAAUAAAUAGGGAAAGAUCUUCAAGAAUAGGAUCCAACUUACUAUGCAGGAGAGAAUUCCUACUGGAGGGAUACUUUAUGAAUUUAAGUUGCAUGAGAAUGCCUUCCACUACAACUCAAUACUUACUCAAUGACAGAAUUCUUAAUGAAAACAAAUGUUAUGAAUGUAAUAUAUUUGAGAACACCUUCUACAUGAACUCAGAUCUUACUUGACAUCUGGGAGUUCAUAUUGCUUAGAGACAUGAAUGUGAGUAUGUCUUUAGUGGUACCACUAACUUGACAUUAGAGAAUUCUUACUGGAGAAAAAUUUUAUGAAAGCAAUUAAUGUGGAAAUGUCUUCAGACUGGGCACUCCUUACUGUGCGUCAGAGAACUCCUAUUAAAGUGAAAAUAUUAUGCAUUUAGUGAACGUGGGAAGGCUUUCGCACAGGGCAGAGCCAAGGAUGGUAGAGUGAAGCCAGUGAUUUUUGGUGAGUUCUCCCAACAUAUUUCUUCUAAAACAACUUUAAAUGCACCAAACUGAAAUCUGAGUAAGAAAAGUUACAGUGACAUACUUCAAACAGGAACUUAAGAAGUCAGAGAGGUAUCUAGACAGGUGAGAACUGGCUAGAAGUGUAGUACAUAGAGUUUAAACUCAGCUGUGCUUAAUAGUGGUGCCCAGGGAAGGUAAGGGCCCUUAAUAUAUUUUUUUUUAAGUGAAGCAAUUGGGGUUAAGGGUCACACAACUAGUAAGUGUUAAGUGUCUGAGGCUGGAUUUGAACUCAGGUACUCCUGAAUCCAGGGCCAGUGCUCUAUCCACUGUGCCACCUAGCUGCCCCAUGGGCCCUGAAUAUUUAGUCAAAAAUAUUCCAGGGGACUUUUGUGCUUGCAGUAGGUACAACGUCAGGUGUCUUUUGGCAGCUCUAGUGCCCAUCGCCCACUUCUGAAUUGUAGGACCAAGUGAAAGAGGAAGUUAUAGUGGCAAGGGAGUAGAUAAAUGGAUCUUGCAGACUCUCAGAGGCUGUAGACUCAAUCAUCAACAGAGGACCAGUCUCAGCCACAUAACUUGUAGGACCUCCCCUUUAGGGGAGGGAGAAAAAAAUAGAAAAGGGGACCCCAACAGGAAGUAGCUCUCUCUUGCCUGGGAGAAGCUUUCAGAGCAGACUGGAGACAGGCUGAACAGCUGACUCCCAUAGAAAUUACGGACCCCUGGUGGUGAGUUAAUAAAAUCCAGUUCUUUGAAUUAGCUGAGCUGAAAGUGAGUUUG
Messenger RNA from Dromiciops gliroides (monito del monte), 3564 nucleotides. RefSeq names its product zinc finger protein 420-like. Bases 121 to 2256 code for a protein of 711 amino acids. Gene Ontology annotation, biological process: regulation of transcription by RNA polymerase II. Gene Ontology annotation, molecular function: RNA polymerase II cis-regulatory region sequence-specific DNA binding; DNA-binding transcription factor activity. NCBI's taxonomy places the organism in Eukaryota, Metazoa, Chordata, Mammalia, Microbiotheria, Microbiotheriidae. The record is from RefSeq and is a predicted model, not a curated record. The transcript has 4 exons.